AUGACCCUGAGCACGGAGAUGUCCGAUGCCUCCGGCCUCGCCGAGGAGACAGACAUCGACGUGGUGGGGGAGGGCGAGGACGAGGACGACGAGGAAGAGGAGGACGACGAGGAGGGCGGCGGCGGCGGGCACCGCCUGGCUGUCCCCGCGCGGCAGCGGCGGCGGCGGCGCUCGUACGCCGGGGAAGACGAGCUGGAGGACCUGGAGGAGGAGGACGACGACGAUGACAUCCUGCUGGCUCCGCGGACCGGGGGCUCCCCGGCGCCCCCGGGUCCAGCCCCGGGGGCGGGGGCCGGGGACGGUGGCGGCAGCGGCGCGGCAGCGGGCGGCGGCGGCGUGGGCGCGGGCGGCGGCGCCAAGAACCCGCUGGUGAAGCCGCCCUACUCGUACAUCGCGCUCAUCACCAUGGCCAUCCUGCAGAGCCCCAAGAAGCGGCUGACGCUGAGCGAGAUCUGCGAGUUCAUCAGCGGCCGCUUCCCGUACUACCGGGAGAAGUUCCCCGCCUGGCAGAACAGCAUCCGCCACAACCUCUCGCUCAACGACUGCUUCGUCAAGAUCCCCCGCGAGCCCGGCAACCCCGGCAAAGGCAACUACUGGACGCUCGACCCCGAGUCCGCCGACAUGUUCGACAACGGCAGCUUCCUGCGCCGGAGGAAGCGCUUCAAGCGGCAGCCGCUGCUCCCACCCAACGCCGCCGCCGCCGAGUCGCUGCUGCUGCGCGGCGCGGGGGGCGCGGGGGGCGCGGGGGACCCGGCCGCCGCCGCCGCCGCGGCGCUCUUCCCGCCCGCGCCCCCGCCGCCCCCGCACGCCUACGGCUACGGCCCCUACGGCUGCGGCUACGGCCUGCAACUGCCGCCCUACGCGCCGCCCUCGGCCCUCUUCGCCGCCGCCGCCGCCGCCGCCGCCGCCUUCCACCCGCACUCGCCUCCACCGCCCCCGCCACCGCCACCGCCGCCGCCGCCGCCGCCCCACGGCGCGGCCGCCGAGCUGGCCCGGACCGCCUUCGGCUACCGGCCGCACCCGCUCGGCGCCGCCCUGCCCGGCCCCCUGCAGGCCUCGGCGGCCAAGGCGGGCGGCCCGGGCGCCUCGGCGCUGGCGCGCUCGCCCUUCUCCAUUGAGAGCAUCAUCGGGGGCAGCCUGGGCCCGGCCGCCGCCGCCGCCGCCGCCGCGCAGGCCGCCGUGGCCGUGCAGGCCUCGCCCUCCCCAUCUCCCGGGACGCCGUCCGCGCCCGGGGCGGGCGGCGGCGACGGCGGCGGCGGCGGCGGCUGUGCGGCUCAGGCGGCCGUGGGCCCGGCCGCCGCGCUCACCCGCUCGCUCGUGGCCGCCGCCGCCGCCGCCGCCUCCUCCGUCUCCUCGUCGGCCGCCCUGGGGACUCUGCACCAAGGGACGGCCCUGUCCAGUGUCGAGAACUUUACUGCUAGGAUCUCAAAUUGUUAA
This is a messenger RNA of Rangifer tarandus platyrhynchus (Svalbard reindeer), 1437 nucleotides long. NCBI's taxonomy places the organism in Eukaryota, Metazoa, Chordata, Mammalia, Artiodactyla, Cervidae. The record is from the annotation of a GenBank genome assembly.